Molecule: messenger RNA, 1394 nt
Organism: Ylistrum balloti
Lineage: Eukaryota; Metazoa; Mollusca; Bivalvia; Pectinida; Pectinidae
Exons: 3
Coding region: 253-825 (190 amino acids)
Source: RefSeq, a predicted model, not a curated record
UUGAUGUGUACAUCAUAGAUUCAAGGAAAUAAGUUCAUAUAUCUAUUUUUAUUGAGUGGUGGUUGAACUGGAAUGUAAACAAAACUGUUUUCCCUACGAGCUUUAUACCGACAUAUCUUUUCACAUUUUCAUGUACAGCUUUCAUAAGUAUAUUUUCAAAACGUGGAACGCUAAAAUACAAUAGUGAAAAGGUAUAACAGUGAUCGGAGGGAUUUAUCCGUGAAACGACGAACUUGGUAUAACUAGUCAAAGAUGGCGUUCGUGCGUCCGACUGUGUUAGAUAUUGCAGCCUUAGUAGUGACUGUUGUCUCUGUGGCUUUGCAGUACAUGACUUUCUUCUACCCCGACUGGUGGUCGUACAUGCAUGUCAGCGCAGCGUCCGUCGUCAGGACCAAAACCGUCGGUAUGUUCCAGACGGUAGAAUGUCUACCAACAUGUGAAACGAAGUCGCUGGUAAACAUCGAAGGGGACUACGAGUGGCUAUUUAUCUCCAGAAUCUUCGAAGUGUUUGCCUGCUUUUUGUGUAUUGUGGCAAUAAUUCUGCACGUGCUGUAUCUUCCUGUAAGGAAGGAAGGGAUUCGAUCGGUUGCCAUAUAUCUACUCGGGGGUGCGGGUUUGUUUUCACUUGGAGGAGCCUUCGUGUUCGCGGCCUUGUACGACUCUCUCGGUAACGAUCUGUCAGCCGGAACUAAUUCGGUAAACUUUCCCUUCGGAAUAAAUAUUCUGGCGGGAUUUCUACACAUACUCGCGUCAGCUUUGACAGCCGUCGCAACAGUAAAGGCUGCAGGUCAUGGAGGGGACAACGAGGAAGCGUACAUUGUCUAACCGGAACCGGAACUCAGAAAGAAAGUAAUGAAAGUGAAAAGGACGAAAAUGUGAUAACGUUUUACAUUUGAUCCUGCAAAGAAGUUGUAAAAUCACUUAAUAGGAGGUCAUAGUGUUAAUGAGAUUUUGGAUAUUGAUUUUAGAUAAGUCAUCUCAUACAUUGACGUUCAGUUGCCAUGCUACUUGUAAAUACGCUUCAUAUUGACCCUAGCUACAUGUCUGCAUGUAUAAAAAUGUCUUGCAAUUAGAACUAGAUAACUAAGUGGCAUGAGACGAAAAAGACAGUCGUUUGUGGUUUGGAAAUUACACUGACAUGCUAAGAAGAUGUACCUACAGGUAGGUCAUAUAGCGGCAAGGUGGAAAUAUCCGAAGUAGGGAGAGAUCUAGCCGAUUGUUUUACAUGACGAAUCUCCGGCAAGUUUGAUAUCAACAUACACAACUUUAAUACAAUGUGGGAAGGUAUAAUGUUUGAGAUUUUAGAGCAAUCUAGAUCUAACUCCUUAAUUGAUCAUCGUCAUUUCCGUGUGGUGUUAAAUCUAUGAUGUCUAUUAAACAGUUAUUGUAACCCA